GGUUUCGAGAAAUAAGGCUUGGUUGAUCUUAAUGAACACACCGAAAUACGUGACUCCGUAAUUUAAUUUCUCCUGCUGAGUCCUGGGAUAGGCUAAUAUCAAAAAGGAACACCUUCAAAACAAACAAUUCUGGAUGUGCACAAACAACUGUUCGUAGAAGUCCAUGAGUAACUUGUGAGGAUGGCUUCUACUGAAAUAUAAGAAAGGAACCAAAUGUCUUCGAGGAGAAGCGAAGAAUACACAGGUUCUAACCUGAGCCUAGCCACCAGCUCCACCUCUGAUGUAUCGUUACCAUGGAUACGGAGGCCUACGGAGGAGGACAAGCAGGAUGCGACGUCGACGACCACCAUUCCCCUUGAUACCAACGUGAAGCCUGGUCAGUAUGUCCUCCAGAGUCUCUUUGCAGAGUUCACCAUCCAAGCAGAGAGGAAGAUAGAGAGGAUAAUGACAGAGCCAUUGGAAAGUCCACUGGCAAAAUUGCUUCAAAGAGGAGAGGAUCAGCAAUUUGAUCAGUUGCUGAGUUCUCUGAGUGCUGUGGCUGAGCAUUGUCUACCAUCAUUACUCAAGACUCUUUUUGAUUGGUAUUCUCUACAAAAUGAGGAAGAUGGAACUCAGAGACAGAAAGUAGCCACAAAGAAUAAAGGGGAAAAGGACUACCUAUCUGAGCGGAGAGAUCUUGCUGUGGACUUUCUGUUCUGUCUGGUCUUGAUUGAAGUCUUGAAGCAACUCCCUCUCCAUCCUGUACCUGAUAAUAUGAUCACACACAUUGAGACUCUAGCAUUCAGACAUUUCAAGAGUAGAGAAGGACUGCAGAGUGGAGUCAACACAGAGAACAUUCACAUCAUAGCUGAUCUAUAUGCUGAGGUACUGGGUGUCAUGGCUCAAACCAGAUUCCUGUCUGUUAGAAAACGCUUCUUCACUGAGCUCAAGGAACUCAGAUCAGAGCCACAGAAUGUCCAAACAACUCAGUCAAUCAUCAGCUUGGUGAUGGGGCUCAAGUUCUACCGAGUGAAGAUGUUUCCUGUGGAAGACUUUGAGUCGUCCUUUCAGCUCCUUCAUGAGUGUGCCAAUUAUUACCUGGAAGUCAAGGACAAAGAUAUCAAGCACGCCCUCGCUGGCCUCCUGGUGGAGAUCCUCGUUCCCAUUGCUGCUCUUCCAACAACUCAAAUUGCAACUUCUGGCAAUUUUGUGUGUGUGAAGAAUGAAGUGAACAUCCCUGUAUUGAAGAACUUUGUGGAGAAGAUGUACCAGACCACAUUUGAGCAGUGCUCCAAGAAGAAGCAUGCCCUGGCAGCGUUCCCCCUACUCACAUGUCUUCUGUGCGUCAGUCAGAAACAGUUCUUCUUGUCCACUUGGCACAACUUUCUCUCACUCUGUUUGUCCAGCCUCAAGCAUCGAGACACCAAGUUGUCCCGGGUUGCUCUCGAAUCACUGUACCGUCUCCUAUGGGUCUACAUCAUGCGUAUUCAAUGUGAAAGCAAUACCAGCACCACCAUGCGCCUCCAGAGCAUCACAGGGACCCUUUUCCCUCGGAACUCUCGCAACGUCAUCCCCCGGGACACACCGCUCCACAUCUUUGUGAAGAUUAUUCAGUUCAUUGCCCAGGAGAAGCUGGAGUUUGCUGUCAGGGAUGUGAUCUUUGACCUUCUGGGAGUCACAGGAAAGAGCAGGAUGCUCUUCCCUGAGCGCAUGAAUGUUGGCUUACGGGCCUUCUUGGUGAUAGCUGACAGCCUGCAGCAGAAGGAAGAAGCUCCUCCUAUGCCCACCACCACCCGCAGCAUGCCAUCAGGAAACACCCUCCGAACACGUAAGACCUUCCUCAAUAAGCAGCUGACUGAGGAUGGAGCCAGGACCAUCGGGGUAGCACCGUUCUACCCCAGCAUCAGGAAGGCCCUGGACCAUAUUGUAAGGUCUCUGGACAUGACGGUGGGCAAGGCUCUUCUCAUGACUAAUGCGCAGUGUUUGACCAAAGAGCUGGAUGACCUCAUGACGAAUGAGAGGAAACCAAAGAUUGAAUUGUUCAGGACAUGCAUCGCAGCUGUUCCACGUAUCAUUCCUGAUGGUCUGAGUCGUAAAGAACUCUUGGAGCUCUUAUCAAGGUUGACCGUUCAUAGGGAUGAUGAACUCAGAGGCCUGGCCUUCACAUCACUACAGAACGUUGUGGUUGACCUUCCGGACUGGAGAGAGGAUGUGAUCCUAUGUUUUGUUAACUUCAUGGUGCAUGAGGUCCAUGAUAUGUUCCCUCUCAUCUUAGAGAGCGCCCUUAAGAUGCUACUGCAGCUACUCUCACAGUGGAAGAUGGCUGAAACAAACAAGGAAGAGGAGCCACAGCUGAAGCCUCCUUAUGAACGGAACCCAUUUGCCAAUGUACUGAACCUUGUGGAAGGCUUUGCACUGGUCUUCCUCUGCAGCUGCCGCCCUCUCAUCAGACGUCUUAGCUUCUUCGUCUUGAAGGAAGUCCGUGCUCUCUUCAGUAUUCUGGGAUACUCAAGAAUUGAUGAUGACAGUGUGUUAGACGUGAUUGAUAGAGCUUGCCCUGGGGUGGUAGAGAGCUUCAUCCAUCAACUACCACCGGCAGAAAAGGCUACCAUCACUGCACUGCCCACAGUGGACCUGCAAUGGGUAGUGGAGCGCUCAAUCAACCAGUGGUCAGGCAGCACAUACGAGUCGUCCGGAGCAAGUGACAGUCUGACCAAGCUUGCAGCCAGGGGCAUGGGAGGGUUCAAUCCUUGGGCGUCAUGUCUGGCUAGGUUCUUCCACAGUAACUGUUUGCCACACUACUGCCCGACAGCAGUGUCUAACGCCUGGCCAGUGGUCAACACCAGGCUGACCCAGCUCUAUGGACAUAUUGACCCAAGUGCUCCAUCUGAAGGGAGGACAUCCAUUCGUUCCAAGAAGGUUCUUCACCCCAUGGAUGACAAUAUCGCCCUCUGGAGGAACUACUUGGUGUUUGCGUGUAGCUGCGCCCCGCCCAGUGCUGGCUAUCAAACACCAAGACGAUGCUUGUCUCCUGAACCCAAUAGUGGAUCGUACGAUGGUUCCUCUCACCUUGAGAGAGUUGAAGCCAGACUUCAUAGCUCCUCCAGCGGUGUGACGGCAGCAACCCUCUUCAAGAUGCUAGUACCUCUCAUCCGAUGUGAUAACACUGACACAAGAGAGGCGGUCGUCAAUGGUCUUGGGUGGACAAACAUGUUUGCAUUCAGGGAUCUGAUGGAUGAACUGCAGCAAUCGCUCAAAGACGCCCUAGAGAGGAAACAAGAGAACAUGAGACGAAAGAGGAGGAGAGAUUUCCUGAGAGUGCACCUGAUCCGAGUCUUUGAGCUGAUAGCCGAGCAUGGUCUGUUCAGAGAAAGGUGCUUGCUAGGCAAGGAGACACAACCUCUGAAUAGCACCUUCAUUGAUUACAUCGAGGGUAUGAGGCUGUUUCUGGAAAGUGAAAGUGAUAAGGACUCACCCACUUUGAUGGAGAUCAGACUUCACUUCAGUGGCUUCAUUGGAAGGCUCAUUAGAAGUGUGCCAGCUGAGCAUCGAGCCAACCUACUCCCAUGUGGUGUACGCUACAGUGUUUUCUUCUUGUGUGGAGCAUGGUGUCGCAAACUGGGUGUAGUCUAUGGGGCUGUGGAUAGGACACUUGAUAGGACACCAUCAUAUCAAGAUGAAAACUUCACAGACCUAGAAAUUGAGGCAUUGCAGGCAAUGGCUGCUCUUCUGGUAUGUGGGGAGGUGUUUGAUACCAGUGGUCUUGGUCAAGAGGGGUAUCUUUAUAACUGGAUGGACAACCUGCUUAAUUGUACAGAUGAAAGGGUUCAUAAGCUUGGUAAGGAGACAGCUGUAUUGCUCCUAGAGAAUAACCCUCAACUUCCAAUGGUACUGAUGUGGUUUAUCCACCGAUGCUACACAGGACCCAAGCUUGUAGCUAGUGGUUACUUCCAAUCUAUGGCUUCAGUCCUUAACACAAGUGAGUACCCAUGUGACAUGAUAGUGAUCCUAUGCCUGGUACUCCUGAAGACUGCUGACCCCUGCUCUGUCAUCCGAACAUUGGCCUACCAGCUCCUGCAUGUCCUGGACAAGCGUUUCUUUGGCCAAGGCGGACAGGGGAACCUCCUCAAAGCCACCUAUGGCAAGUCCCAUGUUGCCCUGAGCAGAGAGUUGGCCAACCUGCAUCCAGAACUCACUCUCGCCAUCUUCUCAGAGAUCACAGAACGCUUUGAGUCUGCUCCGCUGGUCCAUCGCAAUAUCAUGCUAGAGUACCUCCUCCCUUGGAUCUACAACAUUGAGCUGGUGGACUCCCUGGCCAAGGAGGGAGGUGGAGCUAGCUCCAUGGGUGGAGGCAAGGAGAAGGAAGUAGUGGAGAUGGAGGACCCGGAGCAGGGAUGCUCCAUGAGAAGUCCUGGAUGGGGCAGCAAGCAGGCGUCUUGCGUCAUUCUCAAUAAUCUUCUAUUUAUUACAGCGGAGUACGGUGAUGAGCAUUGCGACGGGCUGGAGCAGCUUUGGGCGGGGCUAUGUACCUGUUGGCCUAGCAACCUACCAGUCAUUCUCAACUUCUUACUUGGUUUGACUGGUAUCAUGACCAACCCAAACCUCCUACCAUUUCUGGAGCGAGUGCUGGUAUACAUCGCCCGUGCCAAGCCCCAGCGUCUGAUGGAUGAACUGAUGCGGGAGAUGCUCUCUGUGGACAUCGUCACCACCAACGUGGAGAGGAUUGAUGAACCACCUUUCUUCCAGCUCUACCUCCAACCCCAAUUUGGAGCCACGGGACCAGAGUCUGGAAGUGCUGCAUCACUGAUUGAGAAGAUGGACAAGGAGGAGGAGGCGAGGAUGCUGGCGAGCGAGAAGGGCAAGCAUGAGAAGAACACGUCUGAUCGGGGCACGCAGGUGGCAGUGGGAACUAAGACACCGCCUCCACCUGACAAUGGGAGUACAAAGGAUAGGGAUAGCAUUAUCCGAUACAACGAGGGGUCAUCUUUACACCAGAGUAGUGGCAGUCUGUCCACUCUAACCAGCAGUACUUCAACACCUAGCAAUGAAUCGGCUGGAACAGACCGAGUCCGUUUCAAGCCUGCCAUACCAGAGGAGUCGGAAGAGUCUGAUGGCAGGUUUACCACGAUUGAGGAGAAAGGGCAGGAUAACAUGCAGGGAUCUAACAAGGUGGAUUUCUAUGCUGUGUGGCAGCAACAGACCCUGAAUGGACUUACCUUACCCCUCCCUCUACCAGAUGAAUACUACUGUGCCCCUCUCUCAGACUACAUCGAUGACAAUGAGACACCCCCACAGGGAGUCGUUCACAGGUGUAACCUAGCAACGGUUCUGCUGACGGACCUGGUGCUUGAGAAUGUAGAUGUUGACUGGCAGGUUCACCUUCCUCAUAUUCUGCAUGUACUCUUCCUCGGUCUAGAUCACUCGUGGCCUUUGGUCCAUGAACACUGCAAGCGACUGCUGCUCAACCUGUUGGUGAAGCUAGCUCCUCACAAUGACUUUGUCAAUGUAGCUCACACCUUACUCUCUCAUCAUGUUAUCAGUGACCUUCAUGCAGGACUCCUGGAACAGAAGGUCAUCACCAAGGAAUACAACUUCACAGGUGGACCAACAAGUCACAAUGGUCACACGCCGGACACCAUAUCUUAUGAAUCGGACAACACUGCCCUCAUGGGUAGCACUACCACCAUCAGUGGAGCGUCCACCGUGUCUGUGUCCAGUAUGAGCUCCACCUCAACAGUCAUCCCGUUUGGUAUGAGUGCUGUUACACAUAUCAGUGUUGAUCACUUGAGGACCAGUGAAGAAGCAGCUAAGGCUCUGAUUGAAUUCUUGGUAACAAGGAAAUGUCGCCCUCUGUGGUCCUGUGAAGAGAUCACCCCGAGGUUAACCAUCAUCAAGAGCGCGGAGCAGCUUGAGUCUUUUCUGCGGAACGUGGUACGGAUCUUCCAUGGGAGCCUAAGAGGGUCCCACCUGGAGCAGCGUUGGGCGCAGGUUGCUCUUCAGCUAGCUCUGUCCUGCUCCUCAAGACACUAUGCUGGCAGAUCUUUCCAGAUGUUCCGGGCACUGAAUCCUCCACUCAAUCCCAGGAUGUUGUCUAACAUCAUGACUAGACUUGUUGAGACUGUGGCUGAUCAGGGAGAGGAUGUACAGGGUUAUGCCACAGAGAUCCUCCUCACCCUUGAGAACUCCAUCGACACCCUGGCCCAAGACCUCGUCUUUACCGACCUCAGGGAAAGGUCAAAGUCUGGGACAUCGCGCAAGACAGAGUUUCGUAAGAGCACCAGUAACCUCUUCAGCAUAGGUCCUACCAAUAGCUAUGAUGGCAUCCGCCCCAAGAUAAUGGAGGGGCCCUCUUCUGUCAACUCACCAGGAAACAAUGCUGCAGCAGACAUGCGGGCCUAUGCGGAGCACCGUGGCAGGAGCUCCACCACCAGCGAGCUUGACAAGUCCAGUUUCCAUCGAGGCCGUGCUCGGAGCAGCUCCUCUCUCAAGCACAUGGGAGAGAACAUCUUUGAGGAGAGACUCAACAUGCUAGCCCAGGUCUUCUGGAUCUUUGUAUCUCUCCUGGAAUCGGACUAUGAGUUUGAGUUCUUGAUGGCCCUCAAGGCUUUGGAAAAGCUUCUGAAGUACUUGCCUCUUGACCGUCUUGAGGUUCGAUGCCGUCUUGACCAAGUUCUUAGUCAACUCAGAUGGGAAGGUUACCCUGGACUACAGGCACUCAUUCUCAAGGGUUUUACUUCUUCUGUGACCUAUGACCUGACCCUUCACCUUGUGUCAAAGUUGACAACCUAUACCCACCUGAGGGUGAUUGAUCCCACCCAAGCUGCUGGCUUCCCUCUCAAUGUGGUAGCCCUACUACCGUAUCUCAUCCAGAAGUUUGGUCAGCCGGAGAAGUUCGCUUGUGAAAUAGCAACCAACAUCAGCAAGGUUUGCCAGGAGCGAUGCACCAAGAUGGCACCUCUCUCCACGGUGCUAAUGAUGUAUAAGAAUGGAACGUACAAUCGUGACAGCAAGGCAUGGGCUGGUGUGGUCUGCAAAUACCUACACACGGCCUACUCUCACUUCAGCAUUCCUAUGAUGACAUUCCUAAUAGAGGUGUUGGAGAAGGGUCCAAUCAACAACCAAUCUCCAGUUCUUCAGAUAGUCUAUCAUCUCAUUCAUAACAUUGAUCUGAUGGCUGCUCCUAUGCAACAGGUCAAUGAUAACCUCUUAAGGGUCAUUGCUAAAUAUGUCCAGGGCGUGCACUGGCAGGAUUCUCUCAACAUCCUCAAAGUAGCUGUGUCCAAGUCCUCUUCACUGGUCAAGCCUCCAUCCCUUAGUGACCAUCACAACAGGGUAGUCUCUCUGGCCCUGGACCAUCGCAAAGAGCUACCAGGUCGCACCAUGGAGUUCACCUUUGACCUUUCACGGGUGGUUGAUCCAGAACAUACCUCCAGUAGUUUGCCUGAAACACAACUACUUGGGUCAGAGAAAAUGACGAAAAAGGAGCACUCCCCAUCAGGCCUUUUGACACGAUCAUCAAAGGAUAAGACACCUAUUAUUCGGCGGAAGUACCCUUCCAUGGCCACUAUCACCACAUCAUUCAGUGAUGAGUCAGCUGCAAGCACGCUGAGCAGCGAUGAUAGCAGCAUGAGUACUGAACCCACAGACAUGUCUCAGCUCGGCCCUGGUGGAAGCAUGUUCUCUGCAUCAUCAGCAACCAUCAACGCUGCCAAGCAGAACAUCGUACCCUCGGCUUGGCGCAAGCCCCAGCAGUCACAGCGCAGGACAAGGGAGAGAAUGGUGUCAGUUCUUAAGGGGCUGGGCCAGAAUGUUGGCUUGCCUAGGAGCCCGUCUGUGAUCUUUAGUUCAACAAGUGACAUUGCAAAUGAGCGGCAGAACAGUGUCUGCUCGUCCAGUGAGUCCACCUCCCUUGUUGACUCAAUGAACCCCGAGGGCAGCAAAGCAGAGGAGAGCGGUGAUAUUCCCACGCUCAAAGAGUUUGACUUCUUAGAGGGAGAAGAAGUAGAUAGAGAGGAUGGUAAAGGGUUCAACUGGUAUGACAGCCGGCAUUCUUUGGAGGAUAUUGAUUCGAGUGGAGUAACAAACCCUGACCAUGAAGGAUCCAAGUAUUCAUCCGAAGAUGAGACUAGUAUAUCAGGUGCAGAUGAUAACACACCUAGUCUUGAGAACAGCCGUAUCUACUCAGGGAUGUCUCAAGAUUUCAUCCCCUCUACUGGGGGCAGCAAUGUGAUCAGAAGAGCUACAUCUGGGUCCUUAUCAAGUGGUGGCAGUGACAUAGACAGCAUCACCUCUCCAAUAUGCAACUCACCCACGGCCAACUCUUCCUUCAUCUACAUCCCUGUUGACGAGGUGGAAGAGGCGUGGCAGAGUCACGUGGAUGCUGUCAUGGUGGACAUGAGCGGUCGUUACGCGGUCAAUACGUUCCAUAUCUUCACCCAGCUCUAUAAGGUCAUGCAGCAGAGGUUCUGUAAUCUGACCAGAGAAGCAUGUAACUACCUGGGUGAUCGCAUGAGAGGCAUCGCACUUCAGUUCCUGAAUACCCUAGAAGUUCUGAGCACCCAUGCUCUUUGUCCUUUCGUCUAUGUGGACACCGAGACGUUGAUGAUAUGUAGACUUCUGGACAGCCAUAAAUACUGUGUGCUUGAGCUCAACGAACACUAUGAUACCUACAUCUCAAAGAGGGACCUAACAGUUGAGUGUCUGGAUUCUAUCAAAGCUUCUCUGAAGAGACAGACUUUAGCAGCUCAUGAUAUUAAUGGGCCAACAGGAGAAGAACAGGAGAGGGUCCAUAUUAACCAACAAAUUGAGCUAUGUCGUCGCCUGUACCGUCUCUACUGCCAACUGAGGAUGUUGUUUGAUAGCUACUGUAAACUGAUCCAUUCUUUAGAGGGCGCCAAACAUGUUUCACAUAUCCAGGAUUUCUCAGUGCCGGUCUGUUCAGCCAAGGAGGAAUUGAGCCUUGCAGCCCAGGAGCUGGAAAGCGGCCAGGUAGCACUGUCACCAGAGGGCGACACAGGAAUCACCACACCAGAAGCGGCCGUCGUCACCUUGACCAAUCAUCUGGGACGCAGGGAUGUCAGAAGGGCUCUCAGGCUAUUACACGUGUACAGGUCUAUGUGGUCUGGUGAGCUGUUUGGUUCCAGUGAGGAAGAUGACCAGGAUGUGCUGCUAGCGUUACUCUGUAAACAAAUUGCUGAUGGCAGAAGUGGUGUUCUUGUGAUCUCAAGGUCUGGCCAAGAGCUCCAGACAGCAUGCCACAAGCUGAUGGGCAUCAACGCUCAACUCAAAAAAUCCAUCAAGGUCAUUGAGAAUAUGGAGACCAAGGAGGAGGUAGAGGAGAAGAGUGAGAUGGAGAAAGCUGAAGGAGAAGGAGGAGGACCGGUGAAGGGAGAUGAGAAGGUGAAGCUCAGAAGAAAAGGCAAUAGGAAGGGCAAGAAUGAUGGAAGAAAGGGUUGGAAAAGUGAGGGAGACAGGAACACAAAGGAGGGGAGUGGAGAGAAAGGUGGACGGGGAACUGAUGAGAAGAAGAAAGGAAAAGACGAGAGGAAGGGGAAGGAGGACAAGAAGAAAUCGAGUAAGGAAUCCACCCCCGAGCCGAGCUUACCAGAAGAUAAGAAGCAACGAGAGGAUGUGGACAAUGGGAAAGUGAAAGAUGGAGGAGAAGGUGGGGAGGUAGAAGAUACAGUGGUGGUGGUUGUGACCGUCACCAGUGAUGAAGUAGGAGGUGGGGAAGGUGAGACAAAGGAAGCCAAGAUUGUGUUCCAGAGCAACGAGUGUGUGGAGAACGGAGGCGAUGAAGGACGAGAGGUGACCCUUGAUACCAAGGAGUCAUCAGAGAACAAGGAAGAAGUCAAGAUUGAAGAUGUGACUCUAGAGGAUGCAACUGGUAGUAAGGUUGAUGGAGACGUGGUACAAGGGAGUGGUGACACCAGAAUUAUCGAUGAGGAAGAGGUGGAGUCUGACUUGACAGCUCUCAUAGAAGCCAUCGAAGAGAUCGAAGAGGAGAUCGGAAAUAAAGAUAAAAUGGAGGCGCUUCCCUUGAAACUCGCAGAUGAAGAUAACACCAGCACUGGUGCAACAGGGGUGGGAGUUGAACCCUCUCCUGCAAAAGGGGAAAGCUUUGCACCUCUUCCGGACAUGGACAGUGGUUUCAUGGCCGAGACACCGGAUUCUCAAGCAUCUGAAAACAAAGCUUCGUUCAGCGAUGAUGUUCCACUGGAUAUUCAAGUCACACCAGCAGAGGAGGACAAGCUCUUUCCUCCAGACAAGGAACCGUUGCGCAAAGAGUCAACAGGAGAGGCUGAGAAUGAAGUGGAGAGAAAGGCUCUGGGAAUCAAGGAGGAUGUGUGGCAGAAAGAUCCUAACUCCAGACCAACAUCUGGAGAGAGUCUGUGCACAGAGCUCUAGGACCAAACAAAACUUGCCAUUCAGAAAAUGACAUGAAUGUCGUAGAAAGAAGAUAUCAUUUUAUUCAACAAAGGAUGUGCGUAGGUGUACUGAAAUCUAUGACAGAUUGGACAACAAUAUUUGUGGGGGUAGAGAGUCUUUGUGUUUGUAUUCACUGUGCAUAUAAUGGAUCAUCAUAACAAUUACCAUUAGGCUGAAUGCAAAGAGAAGUUUUAGUUGUAUAGGUUUCUUUAAAAGGAGUAUAGGAAAGCAGUUAUUAUAGACCCAUUCUGUGGGAUUUGACUUGCAAUACCUGUGUAUCAUAGAGGUGACAUUGAAAUUCAUUGAAGUGUAUAGCCACAAUAUUUUCAUUUGAAUUGAGUGCUUUUUAUCAAACUCCUAGUUGUUAUUGUUGUAGAAUGUCCUUGUUUUAAUCAUUUCUUCUUGCUUUCUAUAUGGAAGUUCUUUAGUUGCUAUAAGAUGUAUUGUUAUGAUGUCAGUUUAGUAAUUAUUUCUGUCUGGAAAUCAUUUAGUCAUUUAUCUCUGUCACAUCUUGCAGUAUUGUAAUUUAUUUAAGCAUCAUUCAGACCAUGACAAUGUAAAAUACUUUUAGAUUUAAUGCAGCAGCAGAACUUACAUGUAACUUGUAAAUGUAUGGCCAGAGGCAAUGUUGUGGGUAUAAAUAAUAAAACCAAUAUUGCUGGGCGCAGUAGCCACCAAGCAUACUCAGUGGUCUAUUUGGUAAAAGUUAAAGAUAUUAAGUAUAUUUAGUGGGGAACAAAAUCCACAAAGGUGCUUUGUUGCACCUGUUCAUAACUCAUGUACAUGAUUGUAUUAACUUGUUUAUAAAUGAUCUACAUGUGUAUUUCAAUAUUGCACUACAUGUGUCACAGCAAACCAUUGCUUGACAGUGUGUAUUUGCAUAAUUAUUGUACUUAGUAAAAAAAGAUAUAAAAGUAUUCUCUGUAUCAUUAAGAGAGCACAAAAGUACCAUACAGUUAUUAUGGACAUAUUCUUCAAUAGUUAUAAAUUAUUAACAUAGUCUGAGAAAUUACUGAGUAUUGUAUAAUGACAGAUAUAUGUAGAUUGAUUUUAAUCUUGGAUAUAAAAAAGGUGACUGUACAUUGUCGUAAAUCAUGUACAUAUGCUUCUAGUUUGUACAUUUAAAGUACCUUCCCUUGUGAGGUAGAGUCCCCCCCCCCCCCUCCCUCCCUCCCCCUCCCUCCCCCUCCCUCCCCCUCCAUCCAGCAUUGUUAUUUUAUCACCAUCGCGGUACAUUGUAUGUGUACACCAAGAAAGGGUCAUACUGCUGUACUCGUAGCUAGUAUUAAUGCCCAGAAUUUUAUUUAAAAAAACAUUGGUGCAUAAACUUUUAUCAUUUCUCAAUGAAAGCUUUCUUAGUUUUAUUUAGAUGUUGAUGAAAUUGUCACUAAUAUAUGAGUAAGAUAAUACAAAAUUAUUAGUUGAGUAUAAAAACAAUAACUUAUGCUAUUUUUAAUACAUCAUUUUAAAAGGAUAAUUUCCUAAGAGUAGUGUUAAGAUUGAUAUGGAAACACAGCUGAUGUUCAUAAUGACCUCUAGAAAAUAAGCACACAUUCAUUUGUCAGAAAACAUUGGAAACCAAGAGAUUAGAGCAAGUGGUUGUUCAUUAUGAGUAGCACAUACAGCGAGACAAUUAUGACUUCCAACUCUUGUGAACCUUCAGUCAAAUAUGGGGUCCCCCUUGAAGCUACAAGGAGGGGAUAUAAAAUUAACCUAGUGUAAUUGUGUAAUUUAAUGUGACUUUUAACACGAAAAUGAAAGAGGAUUGGCAUAAUAUUUAUCUCUCUGCUUAACAUUUUGGAAAUCAAUUCCAUAAUUCUUAAGAAGUGCUACAGUGUAUGUGUUGACACAAUAUGACAAAUUAAUGAUUCUGUAAUAAACUUCUAGUAGAACUCCUGAUCUAGAAUACUGACAUUUAGUCAUUAAUGAAGGAAUGUAGUUCAGCUUGUUUUGUUGCAGAUGAAGGCAAAGCAUACAUCUAGUUUUACCUUGUCAAGUUGGCAUUGCUUUGUGUCUGGUUGAUGUAAUUAUACCAAGAAUUUGGUCCAAGUUGCAAUCCAUAACUGUUUUGAGUAUAGGCCUAUUAAUGAUUGACCUAACUGUAACUUCUUAUUGCACAAUAUGUAUGGUUUAGGGGAUGAAAGCAUGGUUUCUGUAUUGAUAUUUCCUACUGUUAACCAAGUUCUUAAAAAGGUUAUUUAUGUCUUAAUUUCUUUAAUUGGAUUGCUUUAAAAAAAGGAGAUUGAUUUGUUUUCUUCACAUGAGCUGAGAAAUGAUGCAAGUUGAGCCUGACUUUGACACUGACGGUUGAAAGCUAUAACGCAACCUUAAUCUGUGAAUCUCUAUACUUCUAUUGAUUAUUAGCAGAAAACAAAUACAAGAUUAUUAACCUCAAUUUCAUCAUCUUGAAAGGAUAUCACCAGUUGUAUAUUAUACAGUUGAAUUAUUUAUUGGUGAUAUGACAAAGCUGAGAGACAUCGCAGGUAAAACUGAUAAUGGCCAACUUUGACCAGUGCUCACUUGUAUGGUUUCCGUAUAUUAAAAGAGGAUUUAAAAAACAUGUCUAGAAAGGACACCUGGCUAUGGUAGCCACUCCUUGAUGGCCUUUAUUGACAGGUUCAUUGGUAAUCUUGGUAUAGAGAAUUCCUGUCUGCAAUGCCCACUUUAUGGUUCCCUUGUAUUAAAAGAGAGAAUAUGCAUUGUAGAACCUUUCUAGAACCUUUCUAGAAAGGCCAACUGUCUAUUUUAGUCACUCUUAGAGUUAUAGGUUAUAUUCCUAAUUUAUGUCUUUAUAGACAGGUUUAGUUGUUUACGAGAGGGUUAUUAGGGGAUGUCCAUGAAGAGACCUGUUCAGAGGUAUGGGCAACCCUCAUCUCCUACAUAUAUUUAGUAAUUUAUUUGAAAGGUUGGAACUUGUUAAAGAUUUAAUGGUUAAGGUUGCAUUAAUGGCUUCAGUCGCUGUGUCUAUAAAGAGAUAUCCUCACAAAGACCCAGUUGGUAUUAGGCAUUGAAAAAUAAGACAUUUCAGACCAUGAAAAUAACUACAUCAAUAUUGGGAAGAGGGUCAUGGACAGACAUGAAGGAGAGGUUUACAGCUUGAUGUUAAAAAGAGAAGUUAUGAUAACGAUGAAGACAAGAAUUCUGAGUUUGAUGUUUACCAAAUAUGUUCUCUUUAUCUGCCCUGUAUACCUGUGAAAAGUUGUACCCCUUAGAACUUUAUGUCGCCAGAGUUUAUGUGGAUUGUUUGUCAUGUAUUGAAUAUGUUUGUUCCAAAAUAAACUUUUUAGAAGCACAUGCAUGUAAGCAAAAA
This is a messenger RNA of Strongylocentrotus purpuratus (purple sea urchin), 13717 nucleotides long. RefSeq names its product protein furry homolog-like. Gene Ontology annotation, biological process: cell morphogenesis; neuron projection development. The transcript is spliced from 60 exons. NCBI's taxonomy places the organism in Eukaryota, Metazoa, Echinodermata, Echinoidea, Camarodonta, Strongylocentrotidae. Bases 214 to 10386 code for a protein of 3390 amino acids. The record is from RefSeq and is a predicted model, not a curated record. Gene Ontology annotation, cellular component: site of polarized growth; cell cortex.